UCCAUGGUCUCUUCGUUCAGGAGGAAGACUCUGGAGUUUAAGCUACUGCUGUUUCGGAGCAUUUUGAGCUUUGAAUUUUGAUAAUUUCAAUACUUAAGUACGGUACUUUGGUAUGCUAUUGUAUAACGAUUUGAUUCAAAGAUGUUAGAGUUCUUGGGCUUCGUUUUGGUCGCGUCCAUCUCGGUCACUAUUUCAGGACCUGUGUAUUCAGAUAAUCCCAUCAAACCAGGCUGCCUCGUUGAAGAUAAAUUCCACAAUGUCGGGGAUAACUUUACAGAUCAAUACUGCAGUGAACAAUGCCAGUGUUUGGGAUCUAAUGGUCUUUACAUGCCAGUAUGUUGGCCGCUGUGUCUGAUGUACCCUAGUGAUUGUCCCGAGGGUCAGUUGGUUCGUGUAAAUAUUAUACCCGUAGGACCACCGGGCAGCAAGUGUACGUGUAAAGAAGCCGAGUGUACGAUGAUUAAUGGACGGGAGAGUAUUCAAUACUAAUAUUAAYACUUUUGUAGAAAACACGAAGCUAAUAACCAGCAUAGGGGGGCGGGUUUACGUAGAACCGAACCGGAAGUAGAAAGAUAGUUUAUGAAAACCAGAAGUGAAAAGAUUGCGUUACGGGAAYGAAAGUGCAUAGAAACUUUGCUAAAAAGUUGUAGUUGCAAAUGGCCAAUGAGAAAGCAAUGACAACGAAAAACUGUGACUUUACAAAGCAUCGAAUUGUAUUUCUUAAGGCUUUAAUGCAGUUUAUCAUUUUCAUGAGACAACAAAUAAGUGCGACGAAAAUAAAUUGUAAGAGUUUGGUAGAUGAAAA
Molecule: messenger RNA, 805 nt
Organism: Actinia tenebrosa (Australian red waratah sea anemone)
Lineage: Eukaryota; Metazoa; Cnidaria; Anthozoa; Actiniaria; Actiniidae
Source: RefSeq, a predicted model, not a curated record